Molecule: messenger RNA, 3638 nt
Organism: Euleptes europaea (tarantolino)
Lineage: Eukaryota; Metazoa; Chordata; Lepidosauria; Squamata; Sphaerodactylidae
Gene: CTNND2
Product: catenin delta 2
Exons: 21
Coding region: 2-3619 (1205 amino acids)
Biological process (GO): dendritic spine morphogenesis; cell-cell junction assembly; cell-cell adhesion
Cellular component (GO): nucleus; cytoplasm; postsynaptic density
Molecular function (GO): cadherin binding
Source: RefSeq, a predicted model, not a curated record
UAUGCCGGUUCCAGACCAGCCAUCAUCUUCGGACAAGGCAAGUUCUCUGAGCCCGGUGUUGAACACAUCCAGUGGGGAUGGAUCUGAAACAGAGACCACGUCUGCCAUUCUGGCAUCAGUCAAGGAACAGGAGUUACAGUUUGAAAGGCUUACCCGAGAACUUGAGGCUGAACGCCAAAUUGUAGCCAGCCAGCUGGAGAGAUGUAAACUUGGAUCAGAGACUGGAAGCAUGAACAGCAUUAGUUCAACUGAAGAACAGUUUCACUGGCAAACGCAAGAUGGCCAGAAGGACAUAGAGGAUGAGCUUACGACCGGUCUUGAACUGGUAGAUUCUUGUAUUAGAUCCCUGCAAGAGUCGGGAAUACUUGAUCCACAGGACUAUUCAUCUAGCGAAAGGCCCAGCCUUCUAUCCCAGAGUGCACUUCAGCUCACGUCCAAACCCGAAGUGUCUUUCCAGUACUCAUCCAGCUACCACAGCAACCCGACCCCUGCCCUAGGUGAAACAGCAACGUCACAGCUGCCAGCCCGAAGCAAUCAAAGCAGAUCAGCUAUACCGAACUAUAGCCAGGGCAGCAGCGGCCGGUCCGGCGCGUCGGAGCCGCCCCCGCCGCCGCCUCCGCCUCCUCCGCGGGAGCCCUUCGCGCCCAGCCACGGCAGCGCCUUCCACCUGCCCGACGCCACCCCGGCGGCCCUCUACUACUCCAGCUCGACGCUGCCGGCGCCGAGGGUGAGCUCGCCCCUCUCCGCGCAGCACGAGAGGCCGGGGGGCGCGCCGGGGGCGGCCGGCUCGCCCGGCAAGCCGCCCCCGCCCCACCCGCCGCGCGGCUCCUCGCCCCAGCAGCCGCCGCCCCAGCCGCAGUCGCCGGCGCGCCUGGCCAAGUCGUACAGCACCAGCUCGCCCCUGGGCAUCGCGCUGCCGCCCGCCCCGCUGCGCCUGGCCUCGCCGCCGCCGCCCAGCCUGGCCGCCGCCGCCGCCUCGCCCCUCCACCAGCUGAGCGCCGCCGUCGCCUCCUACGCCACCCUCUCGCCCGCCAAGCGCCUCGCCCACCCCGAGCACUUCGCCAAGCACGCCCACGAGCUCUACGCCAGCGCCACCCUCCAGCGCCCCGCCAGCCUCUCCGCGGGAUCUCGGGCUUCUUACACGAGCCAGCACAGCCACCUGGGUUCCGAGCUGAGGGGGCUGCAGUCCCCUGAACACCACAUAGACCCUAUUUAUGAAGACCGGGUCUAUCAGAAGCCCCCUAUGAGGAGCCUCAGCCAGAGUCAGGGGGACCCUCUUCAACCAGCACACACGGGCACCUACCGCACGAGCACAGCCCCAUCUUCCCCUGGUGUCGACUCCGUACCCUUACAGCGCACAGGCAGCCCGCACGGCGCACAGAACGCAACCGCGACCUUCCAGAGGGCCAGCUAUGCGGCAGGCCCGGCCUCCAAUUACGCAGACCCCUACCGACAGCUGCAGUAUUGUCCUUCUGUUGAAUCACCAUACAGCAAAUCUGGACCAGCCAUCCCACCUGAGGGAACCUUGGCUAGGUCACCUUCCAUUGAUAGCAUUCAGAAAGAUCCAAGAGAGUUUGGAUGGAGAGAUCCAGAACUUCCAGAGGUUAUACAGAUGUUACAGCAUCAGUUCCCCUCAGUGCAGUCCAAUGCUGCUGCCUACUUACAGCAUCUUUGUUUUGGAGACAAUAAGAUAAAAGCUGAGAUAAGAAGACAAGGAGGAAUACAAUUAUUGGUGGAUCUUCUGGACCAUCGAAUGACAGAAGUCCACCGUAGUGCCUGUGGAGCUCUGAGGAACUUGGUCUAUGGGAAAGCAAAUGAUGACAACAAAAUUGCUUUGAAAAACUGUGGGGGUAUUCCGGCACUAGUACGAUUACUCCGCAAGACUACAGAUUUGGAAAUCAGAGAACUAGUCACAGGUGUACUGUGGAAUCUGUCCUCUUGCGAUGCAUUAAAGAUGCCAAUUAUCCAAGAUGCCCUCGCAGUUUUGACCAACGCAGUGAUCAUUCCUCAUUCAGGAUGGGAGAACUCCCCUCUCCAGGAUGACCACAAAAUCCAGCUCCAUUCAUCACAGGUGCUGCGCAACGCCACCGGGUGCCUCAGGAAUGUCAGCUCUGCUGGAGAAGAGGCCCGCAGAAGAAUGCGAGAGUGUGACGGGCUUACCGAUGCGCUGCUGUAUGUGAUCCAGUCUGCUCUAGGAAGCAGUGAGAUUGAUAGCAAGACCGUUGAAAACUGUGUGUGCAUUUUAAGGAACCUCUCAUACCGACUCGCUGCAGAAACAUCUCAGGGACAGCAAACGGGGACCGAUGAACUUGACGGUUUACUUUGUGGUGAUGCCAAUGGGAAAGAUGUGGAAAGUUCUGGAUGCUGGGGCAAGAAAAAGAAGAAAAAGAAAUCUCAAGAUCAGUGGGAUGGAGCAGGACCUCUCCCAGACUGUGCAGAACCACCCAAAGGAAUCCAGAUGCUGUGGCACCCGUCCAUCGUCAAACCCUACCUCACACUUCUCUCUGAGUGCUCAAAUCCAGAUACGUUGGAAGGGGCAGCAGGGGCUCUGCAGAAUCUGGCGGCAGGGAGCUGGAAGUGGUCAAUAUACAUCCGCGCUGCCGUCCGGAAAGAAAAGGGCCUGCCAAUCCUGGUGGAGCUGCUUCGAAUAGACAAUGACCGGGUAGUAUGUGCGGUUGCAACAGCUUUACGGAAUAUGGCCUUAGAUGUCCGAAAUAAAGAGCUAAUAGGCAAAUAUGCCAUGCGGGACCUGGUUCACCGACUUCCCGGAGGUAACAACAGCAACAGUUCAACAAGCAAGACCAUGUCCGAUGACACGGUUACUGCCGUUUGCUGCACCUUGCAUGAAGUCAUCACAAAAAACAUGGAGAAUGCCAAGGCCUUACGGGAUGCAGGAGGAAUUGAGAAGCUUGUUGGCAUUUCCAAGAGUAAAGGAGACAAGCACUCUCCAAAAGUAGUCAAGGCAGCAUCUCAGGUCUUAAACAGCAUGUGGCAGUACAGGGACCUGAGGAGUCUCUACAAGAAGGAUGGAUGGUCACAAUAUCACUUUGUAGCCUCGUCUUCAACAAUAGAGAGGGAUCGGCAAAGACCGUACUCUUCGUCACGCACACCCUCCAUCUCUCCAGUGCGCAUGUCUCCCAACAAUCGUUCAGCAAGUGCCCCAGCCUCACCUCGGGAAAUGAUUAGCUUAAAAGAAAGAAAAACAGACUACGAAUCAACUGGAACAAAUGCUACUUACCAUGGAAAUAAAGGAGAACACACUUCUAGGAAAGAUACAAUGACAGCUCAGAAUGCAGCAAUCUCUACUUUGUAUAGAAAUUCUUAUGGUGCACCUGCUGAAGAUAUUAAACACAACCAGGUUUCAACACAGCCAGUUCCACAGGAACCCAGUAGGAAAGACUAUGAAGCAUAUCAGCCAUUUCAGAAUUCAACAAGAAACUAUGAUGAGUCCUUCUUUGAAGACCAAGUGCAUCACCGUCCACCCCCAAGCGAGUACAAUAUGCAUCUGGGACUUAAGUCCACCGGCAACUACGUCGACUUCUAUUCCGCUGCACGACCCUACAGUGAGCUCAAUUAUGAAACAAGCCACUAUCCAGCAUCUCCAGAUUCCUGGGUUUGAAAUUUGGGCAAGAUUUCAA